CGUCGUUCAACUUCUUGGCCAUAAACGGGUUUAAGCCAUGCAUCUGAAAAUACUGUUCGCAAUUUCGCUGCUUACUGCUUUUGCAUUGGGCAAUUGCAUUAUACAUCCAAAGCCAGCACCCCGAUAUAAUCCAGAUUUCACAUUUCCCACAGACACAGCUCCAAGUCGUCAAUUACCAAUUUGGGAUUGGCCAAUUCUGAGUAACAAUGUUGGAUCACAUCGAGUGAGACGAAAGGCCCCACAGCCUACAAAUCACAUUGAACAGCUUAACAGAUGCUAUGAAUAUGAGGAACAUGGAGCGUAUUCUCAUUCUCGUCUACUACUUAUUUGGUACAGUUCAGAAAAAGACUUAAACUCACUGCAAUAUCUCCGUAAUAUUCUGGGUAAUGAUCUUGAGCUUCCUAAACUGGUCUAUACCCUUAGACGAAUCAAGAUGGAGCCCAACAAAGUGCUCUUUGAAAUGUCUAAAAAUUUGGAUGCCUACAAGGUGCUUCAAAAUUAUUGCAAACUUUAUGAAAAAAUCUUGGAAUAUCGUUCCCAGGGCUAUGACGAACCAGCUCUGACCUAUGAAAUUCUACACACAGAUCAAGAUUUCUAUGAUUAAAACUAAAGACGAGUUGUAUUAUUAAGUUAGUUCAAUUUAUAGAAGUUAAUAGGAAAUGUAAAUUAUUUAUUUUUUUAUUCUAAUAUAAUAGACCUUAAAUUUUAGA
Molecule: messenger RNA, 710 nt
Organism: Drosophila innubila
Lineage: Eukaryota; Metazoa; Arthropoda; Insecta; Diptera; Drosophilidae
Exons: 2
Coding region: 38-604 (188 amino acids)
Source: RefSeq, a predicted model, not a curated record